Molecule: messenger RNA, 582 nt
Organism: Mycotypha africana
Lineage: Eukaryota; Fungi; Mucoromycota; Mucoromycetes; Mucorales; Mycotyphaceae
Exons: 3
Coding region: 1-582 (193 amino acids)
Source: RefSeq, a predicted model, not a curated record
AUGCUAAAAUUGUUACUUCUUUUUGUAGAGAGUCUAGUGGAGAAUAUAGCCAACUAUGUGCCAAAAUAUCAUAAUCAAAUAAAUUCAUUGAAAAGUAAAGAUUAUGUUAUUGUUGGAUAUGCCAGAAAAUCCCCGGGUCAAGAAGACAGGCAAAAAAGAAUUAACAUACUGAACCGUAUGGUGCAGUGUUUAGUAGAAAGGUCAAUGUGUGAUAAGAUCUUUGUCUCAUCUUCAUGUUUGGCGUCGGACAGUCUUGCUUCAAGAGAUAUUGAUAAUGAGAACGAUGUAUUGGCUGACUUGACGAGGGUUGAUGGAAAUACGCAAAGCAUGAUUUCUUACAUUAGUGCUUCGGAACAGGAUAUCUGUCUCGUAGCUGUGGAUUUUGUAGGACUGUUAACAAAUACGAAUGAUUUAUACUCUUUCAUUAGUAAAUAUGAAAAAUUAAAAACAAUAAUAAUUGACAGCUUGCCUGUCAAUCAUAAAGUACAUGUUUUUCAACGAGAAGCGGUUCUAAACAAUCUGUCAAGCUUAACCCCAUUUGAUUGUAGAUCAAAGUGUAUACAAAGAUCCAAGAUAAUUUGA